Messenger RNA from Capsella rubella, 3044 nucleotides. Its product is annotated as B3 domain-containing protein REM13. The coding region runs from base 124 to 2748 and encodes 874 amino acids. NCBI's taxonomy places the organism in Eukaryota, Viridiplantae, Streptophyta, Magnoliopsida, Brassicales, Brassicaceae. The transcript has 9 exons. Gene Ontology annotation, molecular function: DNA binding. The record is from RefSeq and is a predicted model, not a curated record.
ACAAAUAGGGAGGGGGAGAGAGAUCAUCGGAGAGAUUACAAUUCUUCCACUCGUAAUCAUAAAGCUUCUGUGUUUGAAACGUUUAGUUUCUUUAUUCUCUUCAAAGUUUUAGCUACUUCGACAAUGGCGACAUCAAGGAUUCAUCCGCAGUUCUUCCAUACACUUGUUCAUGGCUUUCACACACACUUCACGAUUCCUGAAAGCUUCUUCUCAAAGUAUGUUGAAGGAAGAAGCGUAGCGGAGUUGAAAUCGGACGUUUCGGACAGAACGUGGGAAGUGAAGAUGUCUGGUCGGAGAUUUACUGACGGCUGGAAGGAUUUUGUUGUGGCUAAUGAUUUUCGAAUCGGAGAUGUUGUUGUUGUUAGAUAUGUUGGGGAUAGUGUGUUCCAUUUUUCUGAUUUAGGACCUAAUUGCUCGGAGAUUCAAAGAAAUGAAGGUAAAAAUUUGUUGAAAAGGCGUUUGCAUGAAGUGGAGUUUUCAUCAAACAAUGGAGAUGUUGUUGAUGAUGAAGAGCUUCCUAGAGAGAAGAGAGCGAAGACAAACAGUGAAGAAGCAGAAGCAGUUUCUUCUUCUUCAUCAGCAGACAACUCUUGUUUUGUGGCCUUUGUCACGGGUCUGAAUCUAACUACAGAUACACUGUAUCUUCCACUACGUUUCACAAGCUCAAAUUCUCUUAAGAGAAACUGCCGUAAGAUUGUUUUAAGAGAUGGAAAGGAAAGAUCAUGGGCAUUGGGUCUAGAGUUUAACGAAUCAUCUGAUACUUUUUACAUAAGAGGUUGGAGAAAUUUCUGUGAUGAAAAUGGUCAAAAAGCUGGAGGAUUCUUCAUGUUUGAACUAGUGGGAAACGGGGAAACACCUGUGCUCAGUUUCUCUACUACAGAAUCCGUUAGUGACAGAAGGCAAAGAGACUGUUCGGAAGCUAGCAAGAUAGAAUCUGUUGUCACAAAACUUAGUAGUGAGGUAGAGAACAUAGCAAGGGAGGGCAGUAAAGACGAGUGCAGCUCGUUGAACUCAUUGAUGGGGAUAGAAAAAAAAGAGUAUAUUCUGAAACCAAGAGGUUCACCAUAUUCAUCAUAUUCGCCAUGUCAUAAGCGAUUCAUAAAGUUUACACUUCCUCCGGAUUAUGUCAGAAUUAGAAAUUUGAGUCUUGCAGCGCCCUUCGUGAGGGAUAAUGGCAUCACUAAGCCUGGGGAGAUAUGUCUUUUGGAUAAAGAUGGUAGAAGGUGGUUGACAAAUCUUGGAGUGGACAAGAAAGGAACAACGUCUUUGGGAAAGGGUUGGAAAGAUUUUGUUAAAGCAAACGGCUUAGAGUCGGGCUUCACACUCAAGUUGAUAUGGGAAGAAACAAUUCCUGUGCUUAGUUUGUGCUGUGCAGAAUCUAACUGUGACAGAGAGCUAGAAGAGUUUUUAAAAGCUAUCGAGAAAAAAUCUUGUCUCAUAGAUACUCGCAACAUAGACAAGAUCAGCAACGAUGAGAAUAAUGAGGAGAGCAGGUCGCAGGAGAAAAAGAAGAAUCAUCUGAAAUGGAGAGAUUCAACUCCAUCAAGCGACAAACAAUUUCUGACGUUAACAAUUACACCUGCCAGUUUCGAAAGGAAUAGAUUGCGUCUCUCAAAGAAUUUCACAAGGGAGAAUGGCAUCAAUAAGCCUGGGAUCAUUACUUUGUUGGGAAAAGACGGUAUAAAGUACCAGACGGUUUUGUCAUUAGACAAAACAAAAGGAACCAUGCUCUUAAGAACCGGCUGGAAAGAUUUUGUUAAAAAUAAUGGCUUAAAGACAGGUGACUCCUUUACGCUCGAGUUGAUUUGGGAAGACCAAACUCCUGUGCUCAGCUUGUGUCCUUCAGAACGUAGCAUUGGCAGAGAAGCAGGAGAAGGGUGUUCCGAAACAAACCAGAAAAAGUCUCUACCCAUAGAACCUAGCACUUGUAAAAAAAUCAGCAAAGACAAGAACAUCAAAGAUGAGAGCAGCAAAGAAAAAAACAACAAAGAGGAGAGGAGGUCAGUCAAUAGAGAGAGAAAUCAUCGGAGAGUGAGAAAUUUAACUCCGUCGAGCCAAAAACAAUUUGUGACAUUAACAAUUACACCUUCCAGUGUCGAAAGAAACAGACUGGUCCUCACAGCACAAUUUGUGAGGGAGAAUAAUAUUAACAAGCCUGGAACGAUAUGUCUGUUGGAUACAGAUGGUACAAAGUGGCUGACAAAGCUUCAACUAGACAAGAAAGGAACAAUGAGUUUGGGACAAGGUUGGCAAGAGUUUACUGAAGCAAAUAACUUUAAGCUAGGCGAAUCCUUUACGAUGAAGCUAACAUGGGAAGACACAACUCCUAUACUCAGUCUGUUACGUACAGACUUUAGCUAUUCAAAUUCUAACAAGGAAGAGUCAAUUUUCUCAAAACCGAAAAGCAGAGAUUCAUCCCCAGCAAUCGAAAAAAGACUCGUGACAUUAGCACUCACACCUGAAGAUGUUAAAGCCAGUAAACUGAUACUUCCAAGUCAAUUCAUGAAGGCUAAUGGUAUCAACAAACUUGGGAAGAUAACUCUUUGGUGUGAAAACGGAAUGGAAUGGUCAGCAUAUCUGUUGACAAGAGAUGGAACUGUCGCUUUGGGGUGUGGUUGGAAAGGCUUUUGUGAGGCUAAUGGCGUGCAGUUAGGAGAGCCUUUUACUUUGAAGUUCAUUGACAAACGAGAUACAACUCCGGUACUUAAGUUUUCUUCUCCGGAGACUAAACACAAAACUUUUAUUUAGGAAGAGAUAACAUGUGAAAAUUAGGGCCUAUGUGUAUAUGUUUAUUGUUUGCUUUAGGUAAAAAGAAUAGGAUUGUGAGAAAGGUUUAGAUUUGUCCAUUAGUUCCUUUAAUGCUUGCGUUAUUGAGACAUCAUCCGCAUUGUUCUCAAAAUUGUGUUUGGUUAUGAAAUGUCUUAAGUAUUUUGCUGUAAUACAUAGUCGCUGCUUCUUCAUCUGUUUGUAGUGCCAAAAGUACACAAAAAAGAAAACUCUUCUGUACCUAUAGUCUUCAUGAAACUAAAGAAACUGUUUGUUCA